AUGGAGGUUACUGUUUACUUCUUCGCUCUUACGACUCUGGUGUCAUUUAUUCACGCUCAACCUUGGUCUGCAAAUCUCGGACUGGGAACCGGAAGUAAGGGACCGGAACUGAAACUUACCGUCGGACGAAAAGUCGGAAACUGGAAUUUCAAAGGAUUUGGUUCUACAGACUUUGCCGGUGGUUGGAAAGCCGGUGUUAGCGUAGGAAUAAAGUUCAAAAGGUCAACUGUUGAAAUUCCUAGAAGAUAUGACAUUGUAAUUCUGGCCAAUCCUUGUCGGUUCCAUGUUUAUAAUAGUAAUGAUGAUGACGUCAUUACAAUGGAUGAAAUGACCGAGCUUUUUGAAAAUCCGGAACUUGGCACACAAUUAUUCAACGAUCUAGAUGCCAAUAAAGAUUGGGAAAUAACAAAAUCAGAAUUUUCCCGACGAGUUCCAUUUGUGAUUAAAGAGUGUUCGAACAACCAAAGAAUCGCCAGAAGAACAUAGCCAAAAUGAGAAUAAGGAAGUUAAUGAACAAAUCAUGUGAAUUUUCCGAAUAGUGACGUCAUAGUCCCAUGACCGUUAUACGGGUGUCUACUUUGUGCAAUAAAAUUUGUAUUGAUUAUCCAACUU
Saccostrea echinata is the source of this 612-nucleotide messenger RNA. RefSeq lists its product as uncharacterized. Lineage: Eukaryota; Metazoa; Mollusca; Bivalvia; Ostreida; Ostreidae. The coding region runs from base 1 to 486 and encodes 161 amino acids. The transcript is spliced from 4 exons. The record is from RefSeq and is a predicted model, not a curated record.